AUGUUUAUAAUUACGUUUUUAUCCACGGUACUAAUUCUUUCUCGUGGGAAAGCUCGUCGUAUCGUUGACGGAGUCAAUGUGGAUGGAAGCAAUUGGGAUCCAUUUCUAUUGAUAUCGAAAGAUUUGUACGAAUCACCGAAUUACGAUAUAACACAUUGGGUACGGCAAUUGCAUCUACAGCAAUGCGCUUUUGUAGAAAUCGGAGAAGGAUUUUGUGCUUUGUUCGUCGAAUUACGUAGCAUACCUUCCGAAUCAAAAGUUCUGGAUAGCUCUGAGGUUGGUGAAUUUUUUCUUGGCAACUGUCCUUGUCUGACUCUUCACACUUGGGAAUUGUGCUCGCCCGAGUUGACUAAACUGAGGAAAACGGACUGCACUUUUAACGAAGCUACUCCAUAUUCAAACACAAGUGCCAGAGUUCACAGACGAUUAUGCGACAUAACUUCACUCGUCGAGAAUGCUUCAUCUUGCGACUGUUCCAUACCGAUAGCAGGUCAAGGAUUGUACAAGACAAAAGGAUUUCCAACAUGUUUUUUGAAUCCUCUACCCGAAAGUCUUUGUUCCCCACGCGGGGUUUGCGGCAUUGCUCAAUGUACAGCGAGCACAAUCAAAGGAAUACACACAUCUCAAUGUGACCCAAAUUGCCACCAGAGGCAACCGUUUUGCGAGGAAAUUGGCCCUUCGACCUCGGUCCCGGCAGAAAUUAACUCAUUAUGGUCACGGUGGUCGACGCCAAAAUGCAACAACAGUUGCGGUAAAGGAUUCAUGGUGGAAAUUGCAUCGUGCCAAGAUCAAAGGAAAACCGGCCAUAGACUGUAUAGGGCCAGGAUCGUUUUGGUGAGCCAACGCUCCUUUCAUCAUCAGGAAGUUGCCUCGAAUUCGUUGACGAAAGGUGUGAACUUUUCUAGCUGCCCGGACACCUUCGUUAAAUGUUAUUGCGAAGUAAACAUCGUUGAUGGAAUUAUGAGAGCGACCAGACUCACAGAACCUUGCAUUUCUAUCGAAGGGUGUAUAGCAAGCAACUCUGGAACAUUCACUUUUGAAGGAGAACUUGAUCCCGGUAACAACAUAGACUUGGACGAUGUUUACGAGAAUGAUGAUCGUGAAAGGUUCGAAGACACGUUGUGCCACUCGGAUUCGAUGCGUGUACAGCGGCGCCAUCUUCUUCAAGUUCACGGCGUGGAAGACGACUACUUGCUGCGCGAAAACAAUCUUGAGAACAAGAACUUUAAGGACGAGCGUGGUUAUCGUUCCGUUCUGAGGAGGCGAUCGGGAGGGGACGAGGCGAAUUACAGGAACCAGGACGAGGAGGAGGACUUGGAGGACGAGGACGAGGACGGGGACGACGAGAAGAGGGUUUUCUUCGCCGUUGGGAGGCCCGAUGAUGACGAGGACGAUGACGACGACGACGAGGACACGGCUAUCGGGUUCAGAGACUCCGCUAAGGGUCGUCGGAUCGAGGAGGCGAGGCCCGAUUACGCGGCGAUUGCGUUCGAGGGUAAGCCAGAGGUCGACGAACGGCAGAGGAAUGGGCAUGUGCAGAUGAAAGCGGCCGGGGAUGAUGAGGAGUGUGAGGACGAAGUCACGGAAAUACUGCAAUAUUACGAUUAUGAAUCUACCGGUGGAACUGUACAGAUUGGCCUCGCCCUGGAACUUGUUGCACUCAGCAUCUUAUUCUGGUUAUUUUAAACGGACAAGUAGGAUGAAGAUAGAAGAUUGAAUUUUGGAAUUAAUGUAUAAUUAAUUUUAUUUUACUCUAAUAAAUUUGUAUUUAAAAGAUGUAAGUUGGGUGUAGAAUGAUAGAAUUAUUAGAGACCGAGUUGAAGUAGGAUCAAAAUAUAUGAUGGCAUUAAGAUGGGA
This is a messenger RNA of Apis mellifera (honey bee), 1857 nucleotides long. RefSeq lists its product as uncharacterized. The transcript has 8 exons. The coding region runs from base 1 to 1686 and encodes 561 amino acids. The record is from RefSeq and is a predicted model, not a curated record. NCBI's taxonomy places the organism in Eukaryota, Metazoa, Arthropoda, Insecta, Hymenoptera, Apidae.